UCUCGUGGUUCAUACCCAUCACAAACAUGGGGGCAUUGACUGAAGGGGCAGAGAUGAUAACCUUUUUGGCCCCACCCUUUAAGUGGGCCCUGGCCUUCUCCACGGUGGUAAAGACUCCAGUAGACUCCUCCAGUAGUGGUACUCAGCACCACCGCUGUUAGCGGUGUUAGCUGUUGCUCCUGGAAGAUGGUGAUGGGCUUCCCGUUGAUGACAAGCUUCUGGUCCUCAAUCUUGACUGUGCCAUUGAAUUUGCCAUGGGUGGAGUCACACUGGAACACGUAGAUCAUGUAGUUGAUGUCAACGAAAGGGUCGUUGAUGGCAACAAUCUCCACUUUGCUAAUUGCAGAGCAGGAGGCCGCCCUGGUAAAUCCGUUCACACCAACUUUCACCAUCUUGUCUACCAGACGAGGCUGACACUGCACGAGAAAAUGCGGCUGUCUCUGGAACAGGGAGGAGCAGAAAGCCCAUUUUUCUUUACCUUAUAGUCCCUUAUUCAUAUAUUAUGGCUUCUGCCCUUGUGUUUUGUGAAUUGUGUCUCUGUAUCUAUCUGUGUUUACUGUGCUUUUUCUUUGGCUUUCUUUUCUUCAGUUUGUGUUGUCCUAUUCUGAUGUUUGUUUUUAUUAUUAUUCUGUAGAUGCCUGCUUUGUUUUCUGGUGGGAGACAGAGAGGGUGUAGAUCCAGAUGGGAGGGGAGAGAGGAAGAACUCAGAGUUGGGGGAGAGAAACCAGUAAUUAGGAUAUGUUGUAUGAAAAGUCUAUUUUCAGUAAAAGAAAAUGUUGCUUACCUUUUAUUACUAUUGUUUAUUUUUGAGGCAUGGUCUUCUGCAGCCUAGGCUGCUCUUGAACUUGGUGUGUAAGAACAGCCUUGAAUUUCUGAUCCUGUCACUCAUACCUCCCAAGUAUUGACAGCACGGUGUGUGCAGUCAUGCCCUGUAGCAUGUGUCCUUGGAACUGAACACAGGGCCUCUUUCAUGCCAGGCAAAGACUCUACCUCACCAAGGCAAUCUAAGCCCCUUUAUUUAUUUUAGCACUGCUGGGUUAUCUCACCCAGGGCUCUCUGCAUACCAGGCAAGCUCUGGACCAUCUUCACCAGACCUUAAAUAUCACACACACAUAUACCAUGCUCACAUGGUAAUUAUCAGAGAUGAUGGUGAAUGGGUUAAUCAGUUUGAACUAAUUUCACAAUAUAUCUGUAUUUCUACAUAUCACAUUCUAAAUAUCGUUCUUGUUGCUAGAGGUUGAAGAUGCUAGACAAGAACGCUCUAGCACUGAGCUAAUGUCUCGUUUCUGUCAAUUAUACCUCUAUAAAAGUACAAAUUAGUUCCACUACUAGAACACAUUUGUUAAAAAAAAAUUGAAAUACAGGUUUGUGGGACAGCUCAGUGCAGAAAGUGGCUGCCAAGGAGAUGGACCACAGUUCAGCCUAGGACCCAAAUGACAGGAGAGAACCAACUCUCCAAGUUUAUCCUCUGAUCUCUACACAUGCAGUGAUGUAUGCAUACCUCCCUACCGCAUAUACACACAAAUGUCAUAAAAGAAAAUGCUGACCAGGCUUAGAAUACAUAUACAGUCCACAGUCAAUUUUUAAUAAUUCCACAAAUACAUGUUUGUUUGAACACAUUUUUGAAGUGCAAAAAAAUUUCAGAGUGUUUCAUAAUCAACAUACUUUUAUGUUAAUGUUGCUGACUGUUACUAUUUCAUUUUAUAGGUGUACAAUAUGUUCAAUUUUAGCCCUUUACUAGCUUUUUGCCACUAUGAAGACUAUGAUGAAUUACUGUAUUUAACCACACAUAUAUGUAAGCAUUAGAUCCUUGAAAUAUUUUUCUUUACUAAUUUUUAAAAACAGAUUUUGCUGGGCGGUGGUGGCACAGGGUACGCCUUUAAUCCUAGCACUUGAGAGGCAGGUGGAUAUCUUCAAUCCAGGCCAGCCUGGUCUACAGAGUGAGUCCAGGAUGGUCAGAGUUUCUCUGUCCCACCUCCCCAAAUUUUUAAUUAUGCAUAUGUGUGUGAGGGUGUUGAAUCCCCUGGAAUUAGACUUAUAGUUGUGAAUUGACAUAUGGGUGCUGGGAAUUGAGCCAGUGCUCUUAACCUCUGAGCCAUCUGUUCCAGCUCCUUAUUAGUUUUUGGAGAAAAGAUCACCUAGUAGCCAAGGAUGACCUUGAACGCUGGAUCCUCCUGCCUACACUUCCCUAAAUGCGGGGAUUUUGGGCAUGAAUCACCGCAUCAAGAUUAAAUGGUGCUAGGACUCAAAGCCAGGAUUUCACGCACGCUCCCCCAAGCAGUCUACCUAAAGAGCUACAACCACAGUAUGUUAAAGGAGAUCGUUUUCAGAUCUCAAUUCUGGUUAAAGAUUAUUCGACUGGUUCGAACAUUUAAACUUAUAUAUGAAUAUUAUCUAUUCCAAGAAGUUUGAAAUUAGGUCUGGAAAAGAGUUUUAUUCAAUAUAGGUGGGGACGAAAUAACGAGCGGGAUUAAGAUGACAAAUAUCUUUUGUGCAUGGGAGUAGGUGUUUAGAUUCUGUAGGAUAGGACGAAAGACCUCAGUAGCUUCCAUGACAGCCUGAGGCAGGAUAAAGAAGCAACAAGAACAACGAACACUUUUCUCUUUGUAGCCCUGGCUGAUCUGGAACUCGCUCUGUAGAUCAGGCGGCCUUGAACUCAGAGAUCUGCUUGCCUUUGCCUCCCCAGUGCUGGGAUUAAAGGCGUGCAUCACCACGCCUAGUAAACACUUCUGGAGACAAACGUGCAUUUUUGUUUGAUGUAAAAAACACGCUCUCAUUUGUCUUCAUCUGUUGCCAUUCGUGUUCUCACAGGGCAGCGCGUCUUCUGGCCUAACCUGAAGUUCACAAACGCCGAGAUAGACCGAACUCUCUAAGGGGAGCUGACCGAUGCAGCGAACACAGAGUUUAAUUCUGAGGAGAUUUUUCUUCUCAGGCGUCCAACGUCACUUAACGUCACGCUAGUGAGCGAAGGCGGUAGGACGACGAAGGCCAGCCCAGGCCUCUGCUCCACGCCUAACAGUCGCCAGGCAGUCGCGCCGUUCCCAAGCGGGCCUCUCUAGCCGGCGGGAGACAGCGAGCGGAGCCGUUACGGGAGCGCCGAAGAGCCAGCUCGCGUCACACGAAGGAGCGAACGCGCAAACCUCCGCCGACGCGCCUCCUCGAGGCCCCGCCCACUCGCCUUCCACAACCCGCUGGCGGCCCGGAGGAGGCGGAGUCUAGGAGGAACAGGCGCAUGCGCCCUCGCAACCCGGCCCUCGAAGGGGGAACUAGCGAUCUCGCGAGGGUUGAGAGCGGGUGGCGUAGGUCGCUGUCUGGUUGGUUGGAGAAGAUAAUCUACUCCGGUAGAGGAGAAGGCGCCGGGAGACCUCUGAGUACCUUUCGCUUUCCUUUCCCUUUCCCUCGGCCCUCCGCCUCCUCACAGUCAGCCCGCCCUCCCUGACCUCCUUGACCCCGCUGGCCCCGCCCACCCUCGUCGACGUGAUUCCCGCCGUGAGGUAAACGCCAGUGGAGCGGAGUCCCGCGGAAGAGGAGGACUAGGCGAGCGUCGCGGCUGGGCCGGCUCUGGUCGGUGGCGGAGCCCCUGCGCGUGAGAGCUUCCGGGCGGGUCUCGCUCCUCCGGCGGCCCGGACGCUAGAGCCGCGCAGGCCCAGGCCGCUUUCCUCGGCGCCGCGCCUGCCCGUGGCCGCGGCGGGUGACGCAGCCGGAACAUGUCGUCCACGGCUGAGCCUCCGCCGCCCCCGCCUCCCGAGAGCGCGCCUUCCAAGCCCUCGGCGGCGGGCGCCGGCGGGAGCAGCAGCGGCAACAAAGGCGGCCCGGAGGGCGGCGCGGCGCCGGCGGCUCCGAGCGCCACAGGCGCGGGUCCCGCGGACACCGAGAUGGAGGAAGUAUUUGAUGAUGGAUCACCUGGAAAGCAAAAAGAAAUCCAAGAACCUGAUCCUACAUAUGAAGAAAAAAUGCAAACUGACCGAGCAAAUAGAUUUGAGUAUUUAUUAAAGCAGACAGAGCUGUUCGCACAUUUCAUUCAGCCUGCUGCUCAGAAGACUCCAACCUCACCCUUGAAGAUGAAACCAGGGCGCCCACGGGUAAAAAAGGAUGAAAAACAGAAUUUGCUUUCGGUUGGAGACUACCGACAUCGUAGAACAGAGCAAGAGGAGGAUGAAGAGCUAUUAACAGAAAGUUCCAAAGCAACCAAUGUUUGUACUCGAUUUGAAGAUUCUCCAUCAUAUGUAAAAUGGGGUAAACUGAGAGAUUAUCAGGUCCGAGGAUUGAAUUGGCUCAUCUCUCUGUAUGAGAAUGGCAUCAAUGGUAUCCUUGCAGAUGAGAUGGGUUUGGGAAAGACUCUGCAAACAAUUUCUCUUCUUGGGUACAUGAAACACUAUAGAAAUAUUCCUGGUCCUCAUAUGGUUUUGGUUCCCAAGUCUACAUUGCACAACUGGAUGAGUGAAUUCAAGAGAUGGGUGCCAACACUUAGGUCUGUUUGCUUGAUAGGAGAUAAAGAGCAAAGAGCUGCAUUUGUCAGGGAUGUUCUAUUACCAGGAGAGUGGGAUGUAUGUGUCACAUCUUAUGAAAUGCUUAUUAAAGAGAAGUCUGUGUUCAAAAAAUUUAACUGGAGAUACUUAGUUAUAGAUGAAGCUCACAGGAUAAAAAAUGAAAAAUCUAAGUUGUCAGAAAUAGUGAGAGAAUUCAAGACUACAAACCGACUGUUGCUGACAGGGACGCCUCUUCAGAACAACCUGCACGAGCUCUGGUCCCUGCUAAACUUUUUGUUACCAGAUGUGUUUAAUUCAGCUGAUGACUUUGAUUCCUGGUUUGAUACAAAUAAUUGCCUUGGGGAUCAAAAACUAGUUGAGAGGCUUCAUAUGGUUUUGCGUCCAUUCCUUCUUCGUCGAAUUAAAGCUGAUGUUGAAAAGAGUUUGCCUCCAAAGAAAGAAGUAAAAAUCUAUGUGGGUCUUAGCAAAAUGCAAAGGGAAUGGUAUACUCGGAUAUUAAUGAAAGACAUAGACAUACUGAACUCAGCAGGGAAGAUGGACAAGAUGAGACUGUUGAACAUCUUGAUGCAGCUGAGGAAGUGCUGUAACCACCCUUAUCUCUUUGACGGGGCUGAGCCUGGGCCUCCCUACACCACAGAUAUGCAUCUGGUUACCAACAGCGGCAAGAUGGUGGUGUUGGACAAACUGCUCCCUAAAUUAAAAGAACAAGGUUCAAGAGUACUAAUCUUUAGUCAGAUGACAAGGGUAUUAGACAUUUUGGAAGAUUAUUGCAUGUGGAGAAAUUAUGAGUACUGCAGGUUGGAUGGACAGACACCCCAUGAUGAGAGACAAGACUCCAUUAAUGCAUACAAUGAACCAAAUAGCACCAAGUUUGUAUUUAUGCUAAGCACACGUGCUGGUGGUCUGGGCAUCAACCUUGCAACUGCUGAUGUAGUAAUUUUAUAUGAUUCAGAUUGGAAUCCUCAAGUUGAUCUUCAGGCUAUGGACCGAGCACAUAGAAUUGGACAAACGAAGACUGUUCGAGUGUUCCGCUUUAUAACUGAUAACACUGUGGAAGAAAGAAUAGUAGAACGUGCCGAGAUGAAGCUCAGACUGGAUUCCAUCGUAAUUCAACAAGGGAGGCUUGUAGAUCAGAACCUGAACAAAAUUGGGAAAGAUGAAAUGCUUCAAAUGAUUCGACAUGGUGCCACACAUGUGUUUGCUUCAAAAGAAAGUGAAAUCACUGAUGAGGAUAUUGAUGGUAUUUUGGAAAGAGGUGCAAAGAAGACUGCAGAAAUGAAUGAAAAGCUCUCCAAGAUGGGUGAAAGCUCACUUAGAAACUUUACGAUGGAUACAGAGUCCAGUGUUUAUAACUUUGAAGGAGAAGACUAUAGAGAAAAACAAAAGAUUGCAUUCACAGAGUGGAUUGAACCACCUAAGAGAGAAAGAAAAGCCAACUAUGCUGUAGAUGCGUACUUCAGGGAAGCUCUGCGUGUCAGUGAGCCUAAAGCACCCAAGGCGCCUCGACCUCCAAAACAACCAAAUGUUCAGGAUUUCCAGUUCUUUCCUCCACGUUUAUUUGAAUUACUGGAAAAAGAAAUUCUAUAUUACAGGAAAACUAUCGGUUACAAGGUACCUCGGAGUCCUGAUCUACCCAAUGCAGCACAGGCACAGAAGGAAGAGCAGCUUAAAAUCGACGAAGCAGGGCCCCUUAAUGACGAGGAGUUAGAGGAAAAAGAGAAGCUUCUGACUCAGGGGUUCACUAAUUGGAAUAAGAGAGAUUUUAACCAGUUUAUCAAGGCUAAUGAAAAGUGGGGUCGCGAUGAUAUUGAGAACAUAGCCAGAGAAGUAGAAGGGAAAACUCCAGAAGAAGUCAUUGAGUACUCAGCUGUGUUCUGGGAAAGAUGCAAUGAGCUCCAGGACAUAGAGAAGAUUAUGGCUCAGAUUGAAAGGGGAGAGGCAAGGAUUCAAAGAAGAAUAAGUAUCAAGAAAGCACUAGAUACAAAGAUUGGACGGUACAAAGCACCCUUUCACCAACUAAGAAUAUCGUAUGGUACUAACAAAGGGAAAAACUACACGGAAGAAGAGGACCGCUUUCUCAUUUGUAUGCUUCACAAGCUUGGCUUCGACAAGGAAAAUGUUUAUGAUGAGUUACGACAAUGCAUCCGAAACUCCCCUCAGUUCAGAUUUGAUUGGUUUCUCAAGUCCAGAACUGCGAUGGAGCUCCAGAGGAGGUGUAAUACCUUAAUUACUUUGAUUGAAAGGGAAAAUAUGGAACUAGAAGAAAAGGAGAAGGCAGAGAAAAAGAAAAGAGGACCAAAGCCUUCCGUGAGUACAGAUUAUGUGAAUCAUACAGUUUUGGGUGUUUUAUGCACAGUAGUGUGUAUGUGCAUGUGUGUGUGUAUUAUCCAUAUAUGUAUGUGUAGUAAUACUCACUGUGUGGGGCGCAGAGGUUGACAAUCAGAUGCCCCUUUAUUUUUUGAUUAAAGAGUCACACUGAAUUUGCAGCUUGCCAUUUUGCUAGGUAGGCUGUUGUAAGCAACUCUUCUUUUCCAGACCCAUGCACCAUCAUUGGGUUUUAGGAUUUUACUGGAUUUGGGGAUCAGAGCUCAGGCCCUUAGACUUGCAUGACAAGCAGUUUACCCACCAGCCAUUUGUCCCGCAAACCCACCACAACCAACUUUUAAAGUAUUUGAACAUUGUUUUGUUUUUCCUUUGUAAAUAAUACAUUUGAGUUGCCUUAAAAUAUAAACUGGGUUUGAUACACUAAAUAUAGAAAACCAUGUUACUCUGAGGAGCUAAAAGAAACUCUUCUGAUUGCCAAAAGUACUCACUUGUUCUUGAGAAUGCUUGAAAUUUUAGGAGACUUUUAAGGAGUAUUAGAAUAUUGAACAUGGUGGCUUGACAAGUUCUAUGGCAGUCUUCUAAGUUUUUUUUUUUUAAAGGUUUAUUUAUUUUAUAUAUAUGAGUACACUGUAGCCGUCUUCAAACACACCAGAAGAGGACAUCAGAUCCCAUUACAGAUGGUUGUGAGCCACCAUGUGGUUGCUGGAAAUUGAACUCAGGACCUCUGGAAGAGCAGUCAGUGCUCUUAACCACUGAGCCAUCGCUCCAGCCCCCGUCUUCUAAGCUUUGAUUUAAGUUUAGUUUGAUUCUAAGUUUGAUUCUAAGUUUAGUACUGUGUUAGUUUGAAUGUAAAUAUUUCAGGAGGAAAUAGGCAUCCUGUUAGUCAGCAGCAGUAAAUUAUUUGGAGAUUUGAUAGUAGUUUUGAAAGAUUUGUUAUGAAGCCCUGCAGAAGAGUCUUAGGCUGUCAGUCAUAUGCAGUCACUGCUACCAUGCUGCAUCAUGUUUGAGAACUAAUUGUUCUGUUUGUUUAUAGACACAGAAACGUAAGAUGGAUGGUGCCCCUGAUGGCCGAGGAAGAAAAAAGAAGCUGAAACUAUGAAUGCGUUUUGUCUUAUAAUCACUAACUAGUAGUUCUUUAAUUUACGGGUCUUCAUAAGAUGUUCUGUACAGUGCUCAACUGUUACUGUCAUUCAGAGACAUGAGGUCAUCUGCUUACUGAGCUAGAAACAUAGUAUGUAGUUUCCCUUUUUUAAAUGCAACAGCUGUGCUGAAAUUUUUUUUAUCAUUAACAAUUGAAGUAAUAAAACAGGCUUCAUUUAUUAAUAAAUGUUUCAUUUGAUUUAUUUUUCUAAUAGUUUCAUUUGUGAGGAUUGUGGCUUUUUAUCAGCUACUUUAACACUUGUAUGGCUUAAAAACAAGCAAACAAGUAAAAAAAAAAAAUGCAAAUAACAUUUGAUUGGUCCCUUCUACCUGGUUUGUAAUUACUUCACAUUCUUUGCUGAUUUUUUUUUUUUUUUUUUUUUUGGUAGUACUAUUGAGUCUCAUCUGGAAAGAUUGUGUAAAUUGCAUUCUUGCUUAUUAUAGAAUGGGGGUAAGGCAAGACAUAUUAAUUUUCUGUGCAUAUUUCUGUUACACUUUCUGUUUCUAUGGUUCUGAUGUGAAUGUGCCCUAUUUUGUUGGAUGAAUGGCCUUUUUUAGUUGUAUAGCCAAAGACAUUUAGUAUUUUCUGGUUCUUUAAGGUAAUGUAUUAUUUUGUAAAAGGAAUUUUUUUAAGUAUUUGGAAAAUAUUUUGACAAAUGGCCUGCAGCAGCCACAACUUAGAAAGAUAAUGUCAGAAGUGAGGUGAUUUUUUUUUUUAAUUUGAAUGACCAAGCCAAAAUGAGGUGAGAAUUUGUCAUACUGUUAUAAUACUAAUAGAAUGUACCCUCUCAGUUUAUAGUAUUUUUUGAGUUUUUAGAGUAAAUGAAAAUUUUAUUUUAUUAUAUUUUACAAAUAACUUCUAAGUCUUAGUAGCAAGAUGGAGUAUAAUUCCAGUUUUUAUUUUCUAUGGAAUAGACUGGUGAACUGGAGACCUUGAAGCAGGAAUACCCAGAGGCCUUUAUGUGCUACACAUCAUUUGUAUAAAGUUUUAUAUGUGCAAAUUGGGUACAUAAGCAGUUCUCCAUUUUUCUAAGGGAAUGCAAUAAAUGUAGCAUCGUGAAUAAAUAUAACUUUUAUAAUCCUUAAA
This is a messenger RNA of Rattus norvegicus (Norway rat), 9042 nucleotides long. The record is from RefSeq and is a predicted model, not a curated record. Lineage: Eukaryota; Metazoa; Chordata; Mammalia; Rodentia; Muridae.